AACCACGCGACAGCCUCUCACUGCUAGGCAGGCGUCUAGGGGCCUCUUUCUUCCCCGCUCAGGCUUCGGGAUUUGCCUCAACUGUAGUUCGGAGAGGUCUUCGCGGCCUUUUUCCUUGCGAGAGCGCUGUAGUCAGCCUGAGUCUUGGACUCUCCUCCCUUCCCCUCCCUACCAGACCCGCCUUCCUUCUUCCUGAGCCUGGAGCCAGGCCUAGCUUGGUGAUGCCGGGCUCGCAAAGGCGACGGGCGGCGGGGCCGGGCUCCUUGGCCGGCUUCAAAUGCGACGCGGGAGGCGGCGAGACGGUGCCGCAGGGCCUGAUCCGGGCGGCCCGGAAGAGCGGCCACCUGAACCUCUCCGGGCGGGAGCUGAGCGAAGUACCUCUGCAUGUAUGGCGGAUCAACUUGGAUACUCCCGAAGAGGCCAAGCAGAAUCUUUCCUUUGGUGGUGCCGAUCGGUGGUGGGAACAAACGGAUCUCACCAAACUAAUUUUAUCUUCUAACAAACUGAAGUGUCUUUCUGAUGAUCUCAAACUCCUGCCUGCACUCACUGUGCUGGAUAUCCACGAUAAUCAACUGACAUCUCUUCCUUUGGCUAUAGGAUCACUGGAAAACCUUCAGAAACUUAAUGUGAGUCAUAAUAAACUGACAGAUUUACCAGAGGAACUUCUCCAGCUAAAGCAUUUAAGGAGUUUACUUUUACAACACAAUGAAUUAAGUCACUUGCCUGAUGAAUUUGGGAAGUUAAUCAGCUUGGAAGAGUUGGAUAUUUCCAAUAAUCAUGUGUCCGCUAUCCCUACAAGUUUUGCAUUUCUCACAAACUUGGUACAACUUAAUUUGUCUCAUAAUCAGUUGAAGUUUCUACCAGCAGAGAUCAGUGCAAUGAAAAGUUUAAGACAGCUUGAUUGCACUAAGAAUUACCUUGAAACUAUACCUCCUGAACUGGCCAACAUGGCAUCAUUAGAACAGCUUUAUCUAAGAAGAAAUAAAUUACGUUACCUGCCAGACCUUCCUUCAUGUACAGUUUUAAAAGAGUUGCAUGUUGGUGAAAAUCAAAUUGAAAUGUUGAAAGCUGAACACCUGAAGCAUCUGAAUUCCUUGUGUGUAUUGGACCUUAGGGAAAAUAAGCUGAAAUCAGUGCCUGAUGAAAUAGCUUUGCUAGAGGGCAUAGAGCGACUAGAUCUGUCCAACAAUGAUAUUAGUAGCCUUCCUUGUAAACUGGGAAACCUUUCACAGCUGAAGUUCCUAGCUUUGGAAGGAAACCCUUUAAGAACAAUCCGAAGGGAUAUUCUCCAAAAAGGAACACAAGAAAUAUUGAAGUACCUCAGAAAUAAAAUACAAGAUGAUAAUGAAAUUAGGCCAAAUGGAGUAUUGCCUGUGACAGCAAUGACCCUGCCAAGUCAGUUGGAUGUCAACCUGCAUGCUCUCACUGCACUGAAAACUCUGGAUUAUAGUGAGAAGCAGGCGACAGUAAUUCCAGAUGAAGUGCUAAAUGCAGUUGGGAACAAUCCAGUCACUACUGUAAACUUCAGCAAGAAUCAUCUGACUGAAAUUCCAGCAAGAAUUGUGGAAUUAAAAGAAACUGUCUGUGAUAUCAAUUUUAGCUUCAAUAAGCUCUUUUCUGUUUCCCUGGAGCUCUGUAUGCUUUACAGAUUGACUCAUUUGGAUGUCAGAAACAAUUGUUUGACAUCUCUGCCUGAUGAAAUGGAAGCACUGGGAAAACUACAAAUAAUCAAUCUGGCUUUUAACCGAUUUAAAGUAUUUCCAGACAUCCUUUACCGCAUCCCAACCCUUGAAGCAAUCCUCCUUGGCAAUAAUCAGGUUGGAUCCCUGGAUCCUCUACAAAUAAAGAAGUUGGACCAGCUUAGUACCCUUGAUCUUCAGAACAAUGAUAUCUUGCAUGUACCACCUGAACUUGGGAACUGCACCAGUCUCAGGACACUUUUGCUGGAAGGAAAUCCUUUCCGUACUCCCCGAGUAACCAUUCUUGCCAAGGGAACAGAUGCUGUGCUUGAAUACUUAAGAAGCAGGAUUCCUACUUGAUCCAUUGUCCAUUUGAAUCGAAAUGUAUGCAAGAUCUUCUCUGAAGACUGAAGUUCUUCUGUCUGAGAACUGUUUUUUUGAAUUAUGAAGUGUAUGUGAUGGAAUUUCUGUUAAGAGCUAGAUCAAGAAGAAUGUUAACUUACAUGCCUCUAUAUACACAUUUGUGUGGCACGCAUGAAUGUGCAUGCAUCUGUGAAUUUGAGCACAUCCAAUAUGCUGGUUUGAGGUUUUAAGCUUUUCCCCUCUUAGUUGUUCAACAUUCCCUUUUCAUUUUGUCUAAUUUUAAAGAGCAUAAAAAGGGGUUUGCUGAAAAAUCUAAAUGAAUGUACCGAUCUAAACAUUACAUUUUUGUCUCAAAGACUGGUUAGUGAAGAAAUACAUUGAAAAUUGCAUUCAUAUUGUAUUGGAAUGUAUUUAACACACAUUUGAAAAAUCAAAUUCAAGAUACACAGCAGAAUAGCUCUAGAUAUUUUAUCGGGUGGCUAGGUAUGCCUUAUAGUUGACACACAAAUGCCAGAAAUGUUUUAGUCAGUGCCAGAAAAAAGAAACUAAAACAUAACCAGUUUACAUAAGGGAGUGCUAUUAACUAGAAAUGACAAUUUAAUGGAGACCCACAAUCUUUUUGACAUUGUUUAGCAUUUUUAGUGUGUUACAGACAUUUUCAAAAUCUGGUGAAGCUAAAAGAUACAUUUACUAAAUUGGGAAUAAGACAAAGUUAUAGGCUUGAGUUCUAAAACUGCAAGCUAUCCUUUUAGAAGCCUCUUGGAUCCUCUUGUUUUCCUUCCUUCACCUGAACAGGAUACAGGUCUGCACAUUCCUAUGGCUGAUGGUCUUUUCAUUUGCCAUCUUUUUCAAGGUUCCUUCCAUUUGGUUCCCAGUCUUUUAGAGUAAGCUUAUUUCGGAAUUACUAUUUUUGGUCUUUUGAGAGCCAGCAUAUGAGCUUUAAAAAUAAAGUGUAAAAAUACUUACAGGAAGAUGGCAGGUAGCUGGAAGUAACAUCAAAGUGAAGCCAAAUAAUAUCAGCGUAAUACUUUAUAUCAUACUAAGAAACCUUUAAUUUCUUUAAAUGUGAAGCAGGAAGAGAGCCUUGUGGUUGGUGUUAAUAGGGCACAAUGGUUGCCACAUUAGAGAAAGCUUUCCUAGUAUAUGAGGUACAACUGGAGAUGUUAAUGCACAUUCAUUUCCUUGCUAAGUGCAAUGGAUCUGGCAGUUGCGAAAGGGAAUCCACAUAACUGCAAUCUAUUCUAUAAGAAAGAGUUUAACUCUUUUUUAACUGAAAAUCUAGUUUUAUGUGUUGUCCUGCUAGACUUGCUUUCAUGCCAUUUCAUAGCCAUAGGAUUGUAGCUUCAGUUGUAAUUACUGUAUACAUAAAAUUUCUGUUAAGCAGUGGCCUUUACUAGUGAGCUAACAAUGUUUGGGACCUAUUUUAAAAUCUAGUGUAUUGUCAGGAUCUUCUAUGCACUAUGCUUGUGAAAGCAUUGGCAUCAGACAGGAAGAAAUAUGCUGGUGGAACAGUAAAACGAAUAAAGGCAACAGAUGCAGCAGCUGUUAAGGAAGCGAAGCAUUGAAGAAAUAGACAGGUAGAGCUGGCAGUUUGUCUGCUUUCUUUGCCAUAGCUGCUCACAUAGUGUGCCAACAUAAUUUCAGCCUAUAUAUUAUCAGACAAAUGCUCCAGUCACUUGGCUGAAAGGUACUGUAGCAUUUCCUCAAGCAGCCAAAACCAUUGCAAGAAAAUUAGAGGCAGUUAUUGAUCAGUGGAACCUCUUCCACUAUUCCAAAAGAUUGCAGGCAUUUCUGACUUUAGCUGAUGAUAAUCUUGAAGCAUUUAAUGAAAUGUCUUUUGUUUUUCAUGGAGGUAGUAGCAAGCAUGUUUUUUUAAAAAAUUAAAUAGCUGCAGACUGGCAAUAGGCAAUGUAAAAGUAACCGUUCUUGGAUGCCCUGUGCUUUGAGAGUAAUGGGAAAUCUGUAUUCCUAAUGCACUCUAGAUUGCAUUCCUUUAGACCAUAGUGUGUGCUUUCAGUAAUUGGACUUAAUCUGGCACAGUGUUAGUUAUGCUUAGAUGCACCUCAUUGUGUUGGGAAGCAGACAUGAUAUUUUUCUAACAGCUGCAGUCUUUGUAUAAAUGGUGGUCAUGGCAGUACCACAGCAUAUCAGACGCACAACAUUCCCCAUGUGUUUUGCCAAAUGCUUCCACUUUACAGUAUAAGUAGCAGCAGCUAAAACCUCUUGCUAAUUCAAUGUCAGGAAUGCCAAACCCAAAGGGGACAGACAGCUCUUACUAUUUGUAUGGCUACCACUUUGGGAAAGCAAACAACUGAAAGUGCCCUUUUUAUCAUUUUGGACAUUGUGAUCCUACUUUUGAUGCAUUUAAAAAAACAAACAUGAGAAAUGAGGGAGCCAGAAAUAAAAACACAUGGCCCUUGACCCAAUGGCCACGAAUUAGUAUCAACUUGCUUUUGGCAAUAUUUAUGUCUUGCAAUUACUUUUUUAAAAAGACAGAAUACUUACAAUAAGGUGACUUUAUUUAUACAAUAGACUUUUAAAUAUAUUAUUCAAAACACUUCUUUUAAAUACUGAAAAAGGUUGAGUACAUCAAAGCCGAAAAUGGCUCUGCUAUACGCUGCACAGCAUUGUUUGAGUCCCUGUAUUCUUUUUAUGUACAGAAAGCAUCUGCAAAAUGCAUUCUAGACACAAUAUGCACCUUACCAGUUAGUGUCAAUACACAAGUAAAAUGGGAAGGAUACCACUUGCAUGUGCAAAUUAAAGAUAAUUGAUUUCACUGAAUCAAUUGCUUUAAAAUAGAGCUUUAAAGUACCUUUUUGCACGUAAAAUGAAGCAGCUUUCAAGUUCAGUAAAUCGGUAUACUGCAAAAAACAUUGAAAUACAUUCACAAUCUAUGUUCAUAAAGUAGUAAAUGAAUCUUCAUUCAGCCUUAUUUACAAUGAUACUGUAAUUGAACUGAAAAGUACAGUUUUGUCAUAUAGCAAUCUUUGUAACACAUACAAAAAUGACAGUUCUGUAUAUAAUUUAAGCUCAAAAUCACAAUUGUUUCAAAAUAUUAAUUACAAUACAGCUAUCUCUAUAAUUAAACGUGUUUUAUAAAAUGGUAAAAUUUGUAAUAAAGUAAAUUGUUGGUUUGACUCAAUUACAGUACUCACAAGUAGAAAAUGUAAAUUUCUUUUUCUCUUACCCAAUAUUAUGCCACCUAAGCUAGCAAAGAGGCAAGAAAGGCCCCAAUGUAUAAAAAUUCAGCCUCUUGUGCCAAACUGCUGUGGCUUGUUGAUGUUCAGAAUAAAAGCUUUUCCAAGGGGGCAUGAAUACUACUAUAAAUGGAGUGAAAUGCUGUGUAUUCAUGUAGUUAUUUUAUAUGCAAUGCACAUCUGAAAGAUUCCUAAAGGCUGUGAAGGGGGACUCAUUUUUAAAAGUGAAUUAAAAGUCUUUUUUAUAAAGAGAGUUAGAAAUCUGAUUAUCAAAAAUCCGUACACUGAGGAAAAUAUGCGUUGCCUCUGGGUGUCACUGUUACACUGUGCAGAUGUGACUCCCAGCAUUGUCAAGCAUCGCAAAGCUCUUUUUAAAAUUCCACCUUCAAUGCAUUUAUAUCCAAGCCAAAGAACUGGUCUGAAAGUUGCUUUUGUACCUCUCUCCUAUUUGGAACACAAGGCAAAAAAUGAAAGCUGUGACUGAAGAGAAAGAAAAUGAAAUCAAAAUAUUUGAUGGUAAUUCCUAAAAGAAGGAAAAUGCCCUAUAAAGAUAUAAAUUUUUCUUUUUUUAUUAGAGAAUACACAAAUGCUAUAAACAUGAAACUCUUGUGUUGCUAGCUGGUCAUUUGAAUAGUAGUCCUCUCUGAACUUUAUCAAGGGAAUAGGCAUACCAUACAGUCAGCCCUCCACAUUCACUGGGGUUAGGGGCAUAGACCCCCUGGGAAAGUGAAAAAAUGUGAAUAUUUGAAAGAACACCUUUUUGAAAAAAAACCUUUUUAGGAAUUUCUAGAUCCUUCUGCAUGAUUCUGUACUCAACUUUUGCUGGAAACUGACCACAGAAUUGUCUCAAAGGACUUAAGACAUUCCUAGAGAGGGUUUCUCUCUAGGUUCUCUGGCAUGGCUCUGUGGUCAGCUUCUUAGCAACAACAUUUUAAUCAAAUCUGAAAAUAAUCAAAUCCGCAAAUGUCAAACCCACAAAUGCAGAGGGUCAACUGUUGUAACAUUUGCUGUUGUUUCCCAAUCAUUUCCUAGGGAGGCAUGUUAUAGUCAGAAAGCUCAGUGCUCUUGCAAACUUGUUAUAUUUGAGUAGUCUUUUUAAUCAGGAAAAGGUGUCACAGAUUUUUGCAAGAAGAGAAUGCUUAAUUUAGAAGAAUUUCACAUCAGUUGCAGUGGCAGUGUAAAAAAGUAGGUAUUCUCUAGAGAGCCUCUUUUGUUCCAGAUUUCCAUACACACAAUAUUUCUAAUGGAAUAGUGGUUAAUGAUUAGAAAUAACAUGACUAAUCUGUUGCUUAUAAGCAAGUCCUGAGUAGUAUGCAGGGAUAUGAUAGAACUGGCUGAAACCAAGAGAGACGUGUGUAGCUGGAAAAUGUUGGGGAACAUGUAUUCUAUGAUAAAGACAAUGAUGAGAAAUGUGUGAGAAGACACACUGUUCUUUCUACAGGAGCAAAUACAAAGUAUGAGCUGUUUCUUAGACACAACUCUGAAUCUACUGAUCUUGGUUGUGUAUGAUUAAAGUAGUGCAUUGGUUAUCACAUUGAUUUUAGGUGAUGAAUAUAUUGAGUGCAAUGUUAUGCUUUGAGUGUUCGACUCAUGGUUUGCGUCCCUGCUCAACUGUAGAAGCACACUGAGUCAUCUUGAGCAAGUCAAUCUCAGCCUCAGAGGAAGGCAAACCUCCAAAUAAAUCUUGCCAAGAAAACCUAUGAAAGCAUCACCAUAAGUUAGAGUUGAAGGCAUAAAACAUCAAAAAGUAAAAAUAGUAAAGUAAGACGGCUUCCACUUAUUUUAAGAUACAAACAGGUGCAUCCAGAUGGCGUUUACUGCCUGCUGUUUUUCAAUAAGUACCUAUAUUAAAAUAGUAAUGGAACAAUUUGUUGUCUGAUGAAUUGGGUACAACUUUAGAGUUGCCUCUAUCUAUCUAUCUAUCCAUCCAUCCAUCCAUCCAUCCAUCUAUCUAUUAACUGACUAGUUUGAAUGGAUGCAGCUAUCUGAAGUUUAGAUAGCUUUUGACAUGAUAUUAAUGCUGCUACAAGAAAAAAUGUUUCAGGGAUUUGGAAAAUUACAGUUCUGUAGGUCAGCUUUGUAGAAUUUUUGCUUUAGGAAUAUAUCCCAGCCGCAUGCAUAGUUGCAAAAUGAACUUCUGCUGAAACAUCAGUACUGUUUAGAAGCUAUGUACUAAUGUCCAACGUGGUCUCGUCCUAAUAUGUCCCUGAACAGCUGUCAUACUGACUGGAGGCAAAAAUGAGAAAAUGUCAGUUUGUCUUUGUCCUUUCAGUCUUAACUUGAUACAUAGGUUUGUAUAGAGAGCUAAACUGUGGGUAUUGCUGCUAACAGAAUUGUCGUUAUGGCAAUCAAUACAGUGUAAUCCAAUUCCAACGAGAAGGUGGGUACUGGAGAGUAAGCAUUUCAACAUGACGUUUGAAUUCCACAGAUGUAUUCUUAAAACCAUUGUCAAAAAUGAGAGACAGGGUAGUGUUACAAUAAAGGGUCCUAAUCAGGAUAUGAUUAAGGAGCCCCGGUGCCGAAGUGUGUUAAAGCACUGAGCUGCUGAACUUGCAGACCGAAAGGUCCCAGGUUCAAACCCCAGGAGUGGCAUGAGCGGCCGCUGUUAGCUCCAGCUUCUGCCAACCUAGCAGUUCGAAAACAUGCCAAUAUGAGUAGAUCAAUAGAUACCGCUCUGGCGGGAAGGUAGCGGCACUCCAUGCAGUCAUGCUGGCCACAUGACCUUGGAGGUGUCUACGGACAACGCCGGCUCUUCGGCUUAGAAAUGGAGAUGAGCACCAACCCCCAGAGUCAGACAUGACUGGACUUAAUGUCAGGGGAAACCUUUACCUUUUUUAAAACCUGACAAUGUUGGAUGGGCUGAAGAAGAAAUUUGGAAUUCAAAGGUAAUAUAGAUUCAACGCUUGCAAGAGCUAUGCCAUGUAGAAUAUGUAUCUCAAUAUACCCUUGUUUGCCUUAAAAUACAUAUAUAAAAAACCCAAUAUCUUUGCUGCCAUGAUGAAAAAGGCUGCUAAAAUGGCCAGACAAACCCAUUAGGUCUCUGGUCCACAUAUGUAGCCAUUAAAAGGCUAGCCUUACUUGUGUUGGUUUCAUGCAUGCACUAGCUGCAAGUGGCUAAAUUUAUACUGAUUAUGCAUCCUUACAAAUCUCCAAAGCAGACUGAAAGCAAGUCAGUUUGUUUCAGAGAAUACUAAAUCCUUUUGGGAAAGUCUGAAUCUGUUUCAAUUCAAGCUUUGGUCUUUUGCUCUUAAACCAAAUAUACACCCUGUUUUACAUACCUCUGAUGAAUGUUCCUGUUAUUUUUGGAACUGAAGCAUUUUUUUAAAAAAAUAUUAUUUUCUAUUUUAACAUAAAACGUCUUAAAUCCAGGAGAGAUGACAUAUAAAUAUAUCCUGAAAAAUGUUAUAGCUUUCAUCCAUCUGCCAGGAUUGUUCAACAAUGUUAUAAAGUACCUGAUUACUCUGCUUACAGACAUGUAAUAGGGGUUUCUCUAGCCACAAACCAAAUAAAGAAAUUAAAUGUAUAUAUGAAUACAGAUAAAACUGCAUUGUAUUAUGGUUCUAGAGAUUUGAAUCCUAUUUCACCCAUGGAAUAGGUUUGGGUGACCUUGGGCAGCUCAAUCUCUUUCAGCUUCUGGAGAAAGUAAGGUAAACCCACUCUGAACAAAUCUUGCCAAGUAAACCCUGUUGUGGUCUGGCAAGCAUCAGAGGAUUUUUCUGAAUGUUCAGAGGAUGAGAGGGAUGAUGGGUUCUGAAUGAGGAGUUGAGUGUUUGGAGGGAAUUACAGGCAGACAAGGCUAAUGUUUUGGAUACUUCAGCUCAUUCCCAGGCAACAGGGGAAAAUGAAAAUACCCGUUCACUUGAGAAAAGGCCUUGGGAAGAUGAGGAGUUUUCAAGGGAGAAUAGAUUAGACCUGAUAAUGCAGGGCAUGAAAAGCAGGCAAACUAGAUAUUCUCAGAGGAUGUGAGAUAGGACCUUGAGGUCCAGAUGUGUUAGGCAUGAUGUCAUGGGUGUCUUGGAGGGAUUGAAUUAAGUGGUUUGCUUUCGGCCUUUCAGGGGAGCCAGUGUUGCUAAAGGAGAUCGGUCUCCUGUUUAUGAUUCCAAGUUUUUGGUUCAUGUAUUGUCAAGGUUCCUGUUUCAUGUUCCUGUUUAUGCCUAUAUAUCCUUGGAGACAUUACCUUGAAUAAGUUCCUGUCUUCAUGUUCAUGGAUAUACCUUUGGAUUAGUGUUAUGCUUUUGGAUUCCUGGGUUUUGAGUUUUAACCUGGCAUUUUUUAUUGCUGUUACUGAACUCUGGCCUCUUUUGAGAAUUGCAUUUUAUAUCUUUACUGACUCAUUUUUAUUUUGCUUUUUUUGCUUUUUAUAUACUUUCUUUAAUAAACAUUUUUGUUGGA
Anolis carolinensis (green anole) is the source of this 9631-nucleotide messenger RNA. It is a transcript of the gene lrrc40, whose product is annotated as leucine rich repeat containing 40. The transcript is spliced from 15 exons. The record is from RefSeq and is a predicted model, not a curated record. Bases 222 to 2039 code for a protein of 605 amino acids. Gene Ontology annotation, molecular function: protein binding. Lineage: Eukaryota; Metazoa; Chordata; Lepidosauria; Squamata; Anolidae.